AUGGAGAAAUAUGUGAUAUAUACAAACAAAAGAGCAAUUUGUUACUCCAUUAGUAAUAGUAGUUGGGACACUAAAGAAGAAUACAAGAAAGUGAUGUUGAUCUCUCGUUGUAAUCGACAAUUUAGUCGUUCAAUAUAUAGCUCGUGCAGUAAAACUCUGUUCAAGAGCAAUCCGUUAAUAACUGGACAUUUUACUUCAGUAAAAUAUACUAAUCAAACUAUACCUCACAACUUAUGCUUUAAAAGACUGAAUCCAAGAAGGUUUACUACUGAAACUAUAGUGAAGAAACCAGCCGAACCCAUAGUGAAAACUACAACUACACCUACAAAAGCAAACCCACAAACUAAGACUCCAACAAUUUCGGAAUUGAAGAUUCUUAAAGAUCUUUUCAAAUACAUAUGGCCUAAUGGAGAUAAUAAAGUUAAAUCAAGAGUUUUGAUUGCACUUUCCUUAUUGAUUGGUGCCAAACUUCUAAAUGUACAAGUACCAUUCUUCUUUAAACAAACCAUCGAUUCUAUGAAUGUUGAAUGGAGUGACCCAACAAUUGCGCUGCCUGCAGCAAUUGGUUUAACAAUUUUUUCAUAUGGUGUUGCAAGAUUUGGUGCUGUGCUAUUAGGUGAAUUAAGAAAUGCUAUUUUUGCAAAAGUAGCUCAAAAUGCUAUCAGAACUGUUUCGCUGGAGACGUUCCAACAUUUAAUGAAAUUAGAUUUAGGAUGGCAUUUGAGUAGACAGACGGGUGGAUUAACGAGAGCAAUGGAUAGAGGUACUAAAGGUAUAUCAUACGUGUUAAAUGCAAUGGUGUUCCAUAUUAUUCCAAUUACGUUUGAAAUAUCUGUUGUCUGUGGUAUUCUUACUUACCAAUUCGGUGCAUCAUUUGCGGGAAUCACAUUUACAACGAUGUUAUUGUAUACUAUUUUUACAAUCCGUACAACGGCAUGGAGAACUCAGUUUAGACGUAAUGCUAAUAAAGCUGAUAACAAAGGUGCCAGCAUUGCCCUGGAUUCAUUGAUUAAUUUUGAAGCUGUAAAAUAUUUCAACAAUGAAAACUAUUUGGCCUCUAAAUAUAACAAAUCGUUAGUAAACUAUAGGGAUUCACAGAUUAAAGUAUCUCAAUCAUUGGCAUUCUUAAACUCGGGUCAAAAUUUUAUUUUCACGUCUGCUUUAACCGCUAUGAUGUAUAUGGGUUGUACAGGUGUCCUUGGUGGAAGUCUUACUGUUGGUGAUUUGGUUUUAAUCAACCAAUUAGUUUUCCAACUUUCUGUGCCAUUGAAUUUCUUAGGUAGUGUUUACCGUGAAUUGAAACAAUCUUUAAUUGAUAUGGAAUCAUUGUUCAAAUUGAGAAAGAAUGAAAUUCUCAUUCAGAAUUCCAAUAAUCCAUUGGUAGUAACUCCACAAACUAGUAAUAAAAAUGGAAAUCAUGUCCCAUUUGAAAUCAAGUUUGAAAAUGUCACGUUUGGCUACCAUCCAGAUAGAAAGAUAUUGAAGAAUGCUUCAUUUGUCAUUCCUGCAGGGUCCAAGGCUGCGGUUGUAGGACCAUCAGGUAGUGGUAAAUCCACAAUUCUAAAAUUAGUCUUCCGAUUCUAUGAUCCUCAACAAGGUAAAAUACUCAUCAAUGGGGUAGAUAUUAGAGAUAUUGAUAUCAAUUCUCUACGGAAAUUGAUUGGCGUAGUUCCACAGGAUACACCGUUAUUUAAUGAUACCAUUUGGGAGAACGUUAAAUUCGGUAGAAUCGAUGCUACUGAAGCAGAAAUCAAUGGUGUUAUUGAAAAGGCUCAAUUGAGAGGUUUAAUUGACAAGUUACCACAGGGUUUAGAAACCAUUGUUGGUGAAAGAGGUUUAAUGAUUAGUGGUGGUGAAAAACAAAGACUAGCCAUUGCGAGAGUACUAUUAAAGAAUGCAGAUAUAAUGUUCUUUGAUGAGGCUACCAGUGCGUUGGACACACAUACUGAACAAGCAUUAUUAAAGACAAUCCGUUCUAAUUUUAAAGAUCGUUCAAGAACAAGUAUUUACAUUGCCCAUAGAUUGAGAACCAUUGCGGAUGCUGAUAAAAUCAUUGUAUUAGAAGAUGGAUCUGUAAAGGAAGAAGGUACACAUAUCGAAUUACUAUCAAGAGAACAUUCGUUAUACAAAGAUUUAUGGAACAUACAAGAAAAUUUGGAUAUGAUAGAAGAAGUACUUGAGGAAGAAAAGGCACAUGAGACCUGA
Messenger RNA from Maudiozyma barnettii, 2205 nucleotides. RefSeq names its product ATP-binding cassette Fe/S cluster precursor transporter ATM1 (gene ATM1). Gene Ontology annotation, biological process: transmembrane transport; intracellular iron ion homeostasis. The record is from RefSeq and is a predicted model, not a curated record. NCBI's taxonomy places the organism in Eukaryota, Fungi, Ascomycota, Saccharomycetes, Saccharomycetales, Saccharomycetaceae. The transcript has a single exon. Gene Ontology annotation, molecular function: ABC-type transporter activity; ATP binding; ATP hydrolysis activity. Bases 1 to 2205 code for a protein of 734 amino acids. Gene Ontology annotation, cellular component: mitochondrial inner membrane.